UAGAUUUAUCAAUAAUUAGUCUAAGGUUAGUUACAUAAUGAUAAACCCACGAGCACCUUGCCAUAACAGAACUACUUUGUAUCGUGGUUCCCAAAUUCUAUAUCAUCACCUACCUACUUAAUCACGUGUAAAUAAGUUUCUCAAUUGGUUUCAUUCAUUUAUGGCCGAGUAAAUUAAUCGUUUUCGGAAAUGUCUUCUCCCUCUCCCUCCUCCAAAAAAAUACCCCAAAAUAGUCAAAUCUAGAUGAAGCAAAUCGACAUACACCUCUACACAAUUAUUUACCUCAAAACGUGAUAUUUUUAAUGAGAAAAUUUUAUCAUCCGAAAGAAAACGUUUCGGAGCACGUUGCCGGCUAAAUACGAACCGGUAUGAUAAUAUCGGUCGAGAUAAUCAAACGAAUUAGAUAAAUUCAUACCUAUAACGAGGUUGGUGCCGUGCGGUUAGUUCUUCCUAAUGUGAUCUUUCAUUAAUUUACCUACUGUUCGUUAUUUUACAACAUUGUAACGAUUCAACGCUUAUACCCAAAGUACCUAAGCGUUGUAUUGUGCAACAUUUUGCAUUUACUCGUACGUACGUAUUUUUACACGCGGUAGAUUAUUUUUAACAAUUUUUCAAGUUCAAGAGUAAAUUUUUUUACAUCAUUUAUCAAGUGUCGCUUUUUUGAACCGUGUUUUUUUUAUCAGAGAUCAUAAUGGAUGAACUCUUAUCUUCCAUAUUGUUCAUCUUAAUUACCUGGUUACUCUACAUAAUCAUCCAGUACGUAAAAACCUACACAUACUGGAGCAGAAGAGGUGUACCUCAAUUAUUCCCGAUACCAUUUUUCGGCAAUACAUUCUCGGUAACAUGCGGAGAAGAGCCUAUGUACCAUUUCCACUACAAAAAUUACUUCAAAUUCAAAGGCCAACGAUUCGGAGGAUACUACGAUUUCGGAAGACCAGUUUUACUCGUCAGGGAUCCCGAAUUAAUAAAUCACAUUCUGACUAAGGAUUUCGUACAUUUUCAAGAUAGAGGAUUCCCUUACGAUGAAGAAAAGGAACCUUUGACCGCGAAUCUUUUCAAUAUGGGCGGACCGAGGUGGAAAAAUGUCCGAACUAAGAUCACCCCUUGUUUCACGACUGGAAAAAGGAAGCUUAUGUUUGGUAUGUUGAAGAAAUGCAUGGAAGAUUUGAAAACCAUCAUAAAGAAGGAUAUUGAAUCGAACGAUGAUAUCGAAUUUAAAGAUAUUAUGGCAAGAUUCAGCACAGAUGUAAUCACCGAAAGUGCAUUCGGCAUCGCAGCCCACACGCUGAAAAAUCCAGCAGCCGAAUUCCGAGCAAUGGGUCGCAGCCUGAUCCAGCCAAAUAGCCGAAUACUUCCUAUUUUUAUACAAAUUUGUCCAAAAAUAAUGCAGUAUUUCGGCGUUCGAUUUUUGAGCAAAGAAAUGAACGAUUUCUUCCAAGGCUUCGUCAAAGAAGCGGUAGAAUUCCGUAAACAUAACCAAGUAACCAGGAAUGAUUUCUUGAACUCGAUGGUCGAAUUGAUGGAGAAACAGAAUAGCGAAGAAAAUGGCAGAGAUAUCACUUAUGCCAGUAUAGCUGCCGAAUGCUGGUUCUUCUUUUUCGCCGGUUUCGAAGCAUCUUCCAGUGCCUUGAGUAUGACUCUGUUUGAGCUCGCUCGUAAUCCAGAUAUUCAAGAAAAACUCCAAGAAGAAGUAGACCGAGUCCUCGAAAAAUACAACGGAGAAAUAACCUACGACGCUUUGCAAGAAAUGACCUACAUGGAAAUGGUCAUUUAUGAAACCAUAAGAUUGUAUCCUUCGUUACCCUUCUUGAUAAGAAACUGCAGUCAAAAGUAUAAAAUACCAGAUUCCGAUGUUUACAUCGACAAAGGCGUCAGUGUCGUGAUACCGGUUGUUGGAUUACAUCGUGAUCCAUCUUAUUAUACCGAACCUGAGAAAUAUAAUCCGGAGAAUUUCUCAGAUGAAGUGAAAAAUACCAGACAUCAUUGUACAUUUUUACCUUUCGGCGAAGGUCCGAGAAUAUGCAUUGCUUCUCGAUUCGGAAUGAUGCAGAUAAAAACAGGACUGGCGACUCUGGUAAGAAAUUUCGAAUUCACUCCAUCGCCGAAAAUGAUCACACCUCUGCAACUCAUUCCAAGACUGAUCUUAACAAAUUGUGGCAGCGGUGUAUGGCUCAGAUGUACAGAACGAUCUCUAAAAGUAUCGAAAAACACUGACACAGAGAAAGAAAAAGCAAACAAAAUGUACAUCGUGGUGUUCUUCUGCGCAGUGAUUCUGAUCCUGUAUCGAAUCCUGCAACAUAAAUUACGCUACUGGGAACGUCGCGGAGUUCCUUGUUUGAAACAGAAUUUCUUGAGUAGUGAAUUGGAUUGGCUAAUAAGAGGAAAAUCGCGUUUCCAGUACUUCAAAGACAUAUACGAUGACUUGGCUCCGCACAAAUACGGAGGAUACAGCGUUAUGCCGCUCAAGAUGAUGAUACGAGAUCCAGAUUACAUCAAACACGUGUUGACCAAAGAAUUCGAUAGUUUUUCCAGCCGCGAGAAGUUAUUUUUCACUAAGACCGAUCCUUUGACUCAUUUCAUUUUUAAUUUGGAAGGUAAAGAGUGGAAAGACACUAGAGCCAAACUUACGCCUGGAUUCAGUUCGGGUAAAUUGAAAUUUAUGUUCGAAUUGAUCGCCGAAUGUGCCGAUGAAAUGGAUAAAACCAUAAAUAUAUCCAAAGAGCAGACCGUUGACGUUAUCGGAGUGUUGAGAUUGUUCAUAAUGAACGUUAUAUUCACCUGUACUUACGGCCUAAAGGUGAAUAAGAUGGAAAACGGGUGUGAGAUUUUUAUGAAAAUGGCCGGCUUAAUCAGAGGUGGGUCCAAUGUUUCGAAAAAAUUGGCAAAUUUCUUCUUCAUUUUACCAUCAACGGUAAGACAUUACGUCACGUCUUCGGCUUAUGGAAAGUACUCGAGAGAUUUUUUCAAGAGGAUUGUACUGGAUUGUAUCAAACACAGAGAAGACAAUAAUAUCAAUAGGAAUGAUUUCUUGCAAGCUUUCAUGACUUUGAUGAAAGCGAAUGAUGACUCCAAAUGGACGGUAGAUAAAACUUUGGCUCACGGCAUCCUCUACAUUAUGGCUGGUUUCACCACAACAGCUAGCGCCAUAAGCUUUCUAUUCUACGAAAUAGCCAAACACCCUGAAAUGCGAGAAAAAUUGCUCAAAGAGAUAGACGCAGCUUAUGAACAAUCCGGAGGCAAACUCGACUACGAAAUGGCUCAAGAUACACCCUACCUUAAUAAAGUUAUCGCAGAAACUAUGAGAAAAUACUGCAUCAUAGGCUCUUUUUCUCGACGUUGCACCAAGACUUGCUCUCUUCCCGAUGGUUUCGUUAUUGAAAAAGGCACUGCGGUUGUGAUUUCUACCAGCGGACUUCAUCACGAUCCUCAAUAUUACCCAGAUCCUGAGAAAUUCGAUCCCGAACGAUUCAACGAAGAAAAUAAAGCGUCGCGUCAUCCUUAUGUCUAUAUGCCUUUUGGAGCUGGACCUAGAUAUUGCAUUGGCGAAAGAUUUUCCAUUCUCAUGAUCAAAGCAGCUACCAUGACCAUAUUCAAGCGAUAUUCCGUUUCACUAUUGCCAGAAAACGAUUUUGAAUUCGUUUUUAUGCCGAAUAAAUUGACCACCGAGGUGGAGAAGGUGAAAUUACAAUUUAUACCGAGAGAAAACUCUAAAAAAGUUUUAUAAUUGUGAUUAAUGGAUUCGAUAAUGAUUGCUUUAUUCUAAAAAUGGUUUUCAAUUUAAUUUAAAACUAUUAUUAAUCCCAAAUCUUGUGGAACUGCAUCAGAAAAAAUGCUUUAAUCGUAAUAAAUAAUUCAUCAAAUAGAAAAAUUUGUAUAAAAACAGAUUAUUUUCAAAGUUACAAGAACGUAAGUCAUUUUUUUGUUUUUUGGCUGUUUUUUUUAGGUAGGUAACUUUUUAAAAACAAUUUCUUCUUACGAGUUAAGCUAUUGUUUUGGUGGAAAAAUUGUACUCAUUGGUUGUAUAAAUGCCAAAAAAUCAGAAAAAAUGUACCUAGGUCAUAUUUUUCAAUUUUAAUAAACGAUUUUUUUGAUCAUACAA
Molecule: messenger RNA, 4099 nt
Organism: Planococcus citri (citrus mealybug)
Lineage: Eukaryota; Metazoa; Arthropoda; Insecta; Hemiptera; Pseudococcidae
Product: cytochrome P450 6k1-like
Exons: 9
Coding region: 692-3724 (1010 amino acids)
Molecular function (GO): iron ion binding; oxidoreductase activity, acting on paired donors, with incorporation or reduction of molecular oxygen; heme binding
Source: RefSeq, a predicted model, not a curated record